UUUUUUGUCAACACUGGUUACUGGAUGAACCAAGCCAACGACUGAGACCUGCAACAUCCUCACAGAUCCUGGCCACUUUUGCCAGCUUCGACGAGAACGUGUCUGUGUUACGCCUAUAAAAUGCUUGGGACAAUACCAGACGAGAUUAUUUCUCAUAUCUUGCAAUACGUUCCACCAGAGGAUAACCUACGUUGUUUCCAGUACCUUUCCAAACGACUUCAACGCUUGGCGAAUGAAGAACUUCUUUGGAGAUCUCACUGUUGCCUUUGUUUCAAAUACUGGGAUGCGCAGCAUGACUUCAAGGGGAAACUGAAAUUAAAGGUUAAGGACGUCGAUUGGAAGAAGCUAUGGAUCCUUCGACGACAACAGAACCAAAAGGUCUCUCACCUUCUCGAGGGUAUUUUGGAGUCUAAAGUUGGGCGCCUGCAGAAGUUUGAAAAGAUUUGUUUGCUAGGCUAUGAUGCCAAGGAUCUACUCCUAGAGCAAUGCCACGCCGACGAGUCUGUAGAGGAUGUACUGGCUAGGAGGUACUACGCAAACGCGGCGCUGGGGAGUAUCCACAGGAGCAUGGCCGUCAAGGAAUGGUCCAAAUUUCAGCAGCCAUAUUCGGGUCCGCGACCGCUGGAAAGAGCACUGGCCGGCUUCGACAUGUUUGUCUUGCAUGACCAAGAGGGCGAUAUCGAUGAUAUACAAAAUGCUCUGGAUCGCUAUAGUCGCAUAUUCCUUGAGAGCUGUCCCAACUUUAAAGAGUUGACAACUCGGCAAAAGGCACAGGCGCUGCUGUCCUGGGUGAGAUCUGAAAACUUGACUGGCAUGGAAGAUCCGUCCUCCAAUUAUCGAAACAUCCGCAACUGUCUUAUUGGACAUGCUCUACUUGACGAAGGUCACCCAUCGUUGCCGCUGAUUUCAAGCGCCAUAUAUUCUGCGCUCGCGCAAAGGGUAGGAUUACGAUCCGAGUGCUGUGCCUUCCCGGCCCACGUUCACGCUUCUGUCUUCGCACCUUCGAACGAAACCCUCGAUGGCAAACCGGUCACAGACCCCACCGCAGAGCUGGAGGUCAUGUAUCUCGAUCCAUUCGAGUCUGACCAUGAGAUUAACGUUGAGGACCUGCGCAUGAGACUGGAAGAUUUCGGGUGGGAGAAUGGGCGGGAUGCUUUCUUGAGGGCAUCCCCCGUUCCUGUCCUUGUGAACCGCACGGCGCACAAUAUCAGGGCUUCGUAUGUUCGGUACCAGCACUCUUCCGAUGUCGAAGCGGCCAAGUUCUCAUUCCGGAGUGGCGACCCAUUCCUCAACAUGGAGGCACUGCUGUACUCGGUGCUCUGGGUCAGCCUCCUGGUCACUCCAACGACAUACCAACUAUGGGACAACAACUUGGAGCACUUUCUGAACCGCUUUCACAAGUACUUCAGCGAGGAUGCUUGGAUAGUGCGCAAAUACCUCGCGCCCCUAUACGACGAGUUUGUUGCCACCCACGGCCGUUAUGGUGCCGCAGGGCGUUCUUCCUGGGAAGACGUGCACCGGACGUUGGAUGUGGCGCAUAAUCUUGACAUGCGCACUCCGACUGUCAGCCGCCGAUACACCCAAGCCAUUCAGAAGAGCGUGCGCUAUCGUGUAGGGCAGGUUUUUGUGCACAAGCGGUACGGCUUCUCCUGUAUCAUAAACGGGUGGACCGUCAAUGGCGUGAGCUCCAUUCCAAACCCACAUGUUCUCCCCUUUGACGAGGGCCACAACCACGCUGCUCAGGACGAUGAUGCUGGCGCCGAAACACUCAACAGUCAGCAAACCAAUGGCAGUGCCAGUGGUGAGAUGGCCGGCUCUAGCGGGACCCCUCGUGGCCCAACCUCGCAAAUCUUUUACACGUGCAUGAAACAUGACAUAGAUCGAAUGGUGGUUGCACACGAUAAUAUCCAGCUCAUCACAGAUCCAGAUAAUAUCCCGGAGUCCCUGAUGCGGUCCGCCGGCAAGUUCUUCAAGCGUUUUGAUAGGGAGACAUGUACUUUUGUAUCCAACGUAAAGGAGUUCUUCCCGGAUGACUAGAGCUUAUUCAGUGAGCUCUACUGAAGAGGGACAAACGCAGAUGGCAGGG
Molecule: messenger RNA, 2086 nt
Organism: Pyricularia grisea
Lineage: Eukaryota; Fungi; Ascomycota; Sordariomycetes; Magnaporthales; Pyriculariaceae
Exons: 3
Coding region: 121-2037 (638 amino acids)
Molecular function (GO): protein binding; DNA binding
Source: RefSeq, a predicted model, not a curated record